AUUGUCGGUAGGUGGCGGCAUAGCCCUUUGUAAAAAAAUAAAAUAAAAAUAAAAAAGAGGUAGAAGCUGCCGGAAAAAUCGGGAAAAAUAGCCAGUGUAAUGCUAAUGCUAAUACCUAGGGUAGAUUAGCAGCAUGGGUGUCAAAAUAGAGAUAUUUAGGAUGAUGUUGUACUUGUCUUUUCCCGUGGCAAUGUUUUGGGUCUCAAACCAAGCCGAGUACUUUGAGGAGUAUGUAAUCAAAAGAAAGAGGGAGAUCUUUCCUCCUGACGAAGAACUUCACAGAAAAGAGUUUGAGGACUUCAAAGAAAGAAUGCGUAUUCGCAGAGAGCAGCGGAUGUCUGUGGAAUCAAAAAACUAAGGACACUUUUUUUCCAUUUGAUACCAAUGUCUAAUGAAGUGAUUGAAGAUUGAAAGUAUGAGCAAAUAUUGCUUAUAUAUGUCUGAGCAGUGGAGUAAAACUUUAUUUGUUUUGAUAUUCUUUUUGCUUUUGAUAUUUGACUUGGAGUGGCACGGUGGCUGAGUGGCCAACACUCCAGGUUGCAGAACUCAAACACAACGGACUCCAGGCACUCCAGAACAGUAGAAAAAAGUUAACACAUCGCACGAGGAAAAAUAUAGUUAAAAGGCCUUUAUUUGAAUGGCCAAAGCCAACAUGUUUCGAACUUAACUGGUCUUCAUCAGGGUUUAAUUAAGCCGAUGUGCGAUGUGUUAACUUUUUUUAAUGUUCUGGAGUGCCUGGAGUCUGUUGUGUUUGAGUUUUGAUCCUUUUUUCCAAGAGCACCCUCUACUUGCUCCUACUGAUUGGAACACCUGCAGCAAACAGCCACAUGUCUGUUCUUUCUACUCCAGGUUGCAGGUUUAAUUUUUACUUGUUUCUCUGAGAGGGCUUUUUGUCCACUCUGGUUUCCCCGAUCUAUCCAUAACAUGCAUAAUAGGCAAAAUCUUCAGACUAGCUCAUGAUCUGGAGAUAGACAUCUGGUGGGUGACUGCAUUAGCUCACUGCUGCUGAUGAUAGGAUGGGUCAGAUGCAGAGGAAAUAAUUCCCUACCAGAAUAAAAUAAAGCGUGCAUGUAACAUGUAUUUAUAUUGUUUAAUUAAAGAAAAAAAUGUAUACUUCUGAA
Molecule: messenger RNA, 1121 nt
Organism: Boleophthalmus pectinirostris (great blue-spotted mudskipper)
Lineage: Eukaryota; Metazoa; Chordata; Actinopteri; Gobiiformes; Gobiidae
Product: protein PET100 homolog, mitochondrial
Exons: 4
Coding region: 134-358 (74 amino acids)
Biological process (GO): mitochondrial respiratory chain complex IV assembly
Cellular component (GO): mitochondrial inner membrane; mitochondrion
Source: RefSeq, a predicted model, not a curated record